Messenger RNA from Planococcus citri (citrus mealybug), 2512 nucleotides. RefSeq names its product transmembrane protein 62-like. NCBI's taxonomy places the organism in Eukaryota, Metazoa, Arthropoda, Insecta, Hemiptera, Pseudococcidae. The transcript is spliced from 14 exons. The record is from RefSeq and is a predicted model, not a curated record. Gene Ontology annotation, molecular function: hydrolase activity. The coding region runs from base 185 to 2164 and encodes 659 amino acids.
CCUGUUUGUUAUUCAUCAUUCAUUCUGUGCGUAAAAGACCGAACGAUCGUUAUUAUGGUCGCGGAGAGUUCGAACACGCAAUAUUUUUAAAAUUUAAUACAUAGUGUUGUGUUUUAGUCACCGAAAGACUAGUAUCCUAGUAUGGAUAGUGAUGAAGAUGUGAUAUCAUUUAAUCAAACAAGUUAUGAGACCAUCAAAAGUAGCUGUGAUAUGUUAUAGUUUUACGUUGAUAACAAUAGGUAUAUUUAUAAGUAAAUUUUUAUUUUUUAUGAAUACGCUCGACGAUGAUGUUUCGUAUGUGAUAAAAAAUACUUCGGAUCGUUAUAAAGUUAUCGGAGGUGAUUACAGCAAUAUUCAGUGGAUUGUACAGAUUUCAGAUUUACAUCUUAGUACUUUUCGUGAUCCUGACAGAAUCAGCGAAUUGGCGACGUUUUGCGGUACAGCGUUGGAUGCUAUCAAACCACGUGUAGUUUUAGCAACUGGUGAUUUGACCGAUGGAAGAUCGCCUAAUAAUAGGGAGUUUACCGAAUACGAAGAAGAAUGGCGAGCUUACCGAGAUGUAUUAAAAAAUAAUAGUGUGACAAAUAAAACAGUAUGGUUGGAUAUACGCGGAAAUCAUGAUAAUAUCAAUGUGUUGAGUAUAAAUUCGGCUAAUAACUAUUUUCGAGAGUACUCGGUUCAAGGUCGAGAACACCCGCGAUCUUAUUUCUACAUUAGUCAGAUGGAUAAUGGGGAAAAAAUAGGAUUCAUCGCGGUUGACCUGUGUUUAACAGUGGGUCUCAAACUUCAGUACAAUUUUGCUGGAAAAUUAACCGACGAAGAGGAACAAAGUAUACGUAAAUUUGUCCAACAAGCUCGCGAUUACGAUGUCAAAUACUUAUUUUGGUUCGGGCAUUAUCCUACUUCGACUGUACAGUACCCUGGCUCGAAAGUUCUGCGUGAAAUUAUCGCCAAUGAAAAAACAUCUGUAGCUUUUUUUAGUGGCCAUUUUCAUCAAGUUGGAGGUUUAGCUCCGAAAAUGUAUUCGUACCAGAAAGAAGGCUUUUUUGAACUUGAACUAGCUGACUGGAAAUCCAACAGAAUUAUUCGCGUAAUGGCUAUUGAUCACGGUCAGUUUUCAUUCGUCGACGAAAAACAUGGCGAAUGGCCAAUCAUCUUUGUUACUAAUCCCAAAACAGCAAUAUUAGUUCCUCCAGUGAAAUAUUCCUUUAUACCAUUUUCUAGUCAUAUUAGGUUAUUAGUAUUUUCACCGUUUCCUGUGACCAAAGUCAAAUUAAAAAUUGACAAUGGAGAUUGGAGAGAAUGUAUCCAUGUUAAUGAAUCAUUUUACGUAAUCCCUUGGAAUCAAAAUGAAUAUCAAAACGGUUUGCAUACGAUAACGGUGGAAGCCGAAGAUGAAAAAGAAAACAAGAGACAAAUAACUCAUAAUUUUUCUUUAGACGGGUCUCGUUUAGAUCGGAAAUUUUCUGCAAGAUUUUUUUUAAUGCCCAAUUUGGGAGUAUUUUGUCAGUUUUUAUUCACGAGUUCGGUGCUGCUAUGCGUUGUGCCGUUAUUGAUAUUUCGAUAUUUAGUAUCAAUUUACAAAGUCGAAGCAGAAGAAAUAACAACCAUAAAAUGUGGAUGUUUAAUGCGCUUGUUCAGAAAAUUUUGUAUACUGUGUGAUAUGAAUCGAUUUUUUUACCCAUUGGUGCUGUAUCCUAUUUAUUUGUUAUUUGGUCCUUGGUUGAUUGCUUAUAUGGUAGAUGAUAAAAUAGGUGUUCUUUUUUCGUGGGGGAUUAUUAUAGAUGGUGGAUACGAACCGUCUUGGAAUUUAACUUCUUUUGGGUGGAAGCAGGGAGUGAUGCAUUUAUUUCUAAUAUUUCAUUCUGCCAAUGAGGUGGAUAAAAAAUUCUCCAGAGUGAUAAACAAACAAAACUACUCGUCUGACUUUUCGAUCAUUAGAUGUCUAAGUCUGGUUUGGGAUAAUUUCUUUUACACAUUCUUUAUUUCAUUUCAAAUACUACAAACUUUAUUCUUCUGGUAUUCUAUAGGUUUCCUGAGUCUAGUUAUUGGUCCACUUACUUCGUGGUGGCUGAUACUCGCAUUAUGGAUAAAAUCAGAAAUCAUUUAUUUGAGCGAAGAUAAAAUAUUACGCUUAGGACAGAAAUGGCGUCCUGCUUUAUAAUCAUCAUGAUCAUUUUUCUCAAGAGUAUAUUAUCUUCGCUGCACAAAAACUAAUUUACCUACCUACCAAUAUUUUUAUUCAUUUAAUUCGAUUGUGAUUUAUUCAUAUGUUUUGUUCAUCGUAAGAGUAAAUGUUGCAUUUUUUGCAUUUGUGGACGUUUUAUCAAUAUGUUUAGUUUUGUUUUUUUGUUUUAACGAGUAUUCUAGAUUCUUAAUUAGUUAAUUCAGACUGUAUUGUUUGUAGAUAAUCUGUAUUAUUACCAAGGUUUCAAAGGUGUUUUAAUGAAACCUCUACCUAUCUACGAGUACCUACGUACAUUUUUGCAAUAAAUUUUUUCUGAAGUUAUAA